Molecule: messenger RNA, 1731 nt
Organism: Truncatella angustata
Lineage: Eukaryota; Fungi; Ascomycota; Sordariomycetes; Amphisphaeriales; Sporocadaceae
Product: putative amp dependent CoA ligase
Exons: 5
Coding region: 1-1731 (576 amino acids)
Biological process (GO): fatty acid metabolic process
Molecular function (GO): medium-chain fatty acid-CoA ligase activity
Source: RefSeq, a predicted model, not a curated record
AUGCUGUUCACCCAACAUAAUACUGGCGGGCUUACUUUCGUUUUCGAUGGACCCACUUUACCAUUACUCUUGAACCUCAAUACUUCGCAACUUCUUGCGAACAAGCGCGAAGACUACAAAGGUAACACCGCCUUGAUAUCGAAGUGGCAAGGCAGCCAUCUGUCUUACGAAGCUUUGUAUAGUUCAACCCAAGACGCCGCAGCUAGUUUACUAAACGCUGGUGUCCGUCCUGGAGAUCGCGUGCUAGUUCUGGCCGGUAACACUACAGAAUAUGUACAGUUAUUCUUCGCUACAGGUGGAGUGGGUGCCAUCUUCGCAAUCGUCAAUCCCACCUUCUCGAAGGCAGAAAUCUUAGAGGCCGUGGAGUUUCUGUAUCCAAAGGUGAUCGUCGUUGCGGAACGAAUUGGCUAUCGAAAGUACCAUGAUCUUCUAGAAGAACUUAUUGAGAGGAAAGUACACGAGAGAUCAGUUAUAAUCCAACUGGGGACUACACAGCCAACAUUGAGAGAUGUACUCCCGUGGAACAAGUUUUUCCAAAGCAAGAUGAAUAUCUCCGCCGAACUUUUUGAUAGUUAUUGGGGCAAAGCCGAACCCGAUGACGCCCUCUGCCUGCAGUUUACCAGCGGAACGACUGGUCCUCGAAAGGGUGCACUUCUGACGCAUAAUAAUCUCAUUAACAACGCCUACCUCGUUGGACAUCGUCUGGGUUUCUCGUCUCAAGAUGUGCUCUGCUGCUCUCCUCCAUUGUUCCAUUGCUUUGGCCUGGUCUGUGGUGUACUGGCUGGUAUUGUGGUGCAUGGAAUGACGGUGGUGCUUCCUUCCGAGAUUUUCAACGCAGGGGAGAGUCUUCAGGCCAUCUCCCAGAAUAGCUGCACAGUGAUUCAUGCGGUACCGACUAUGUUUCAAGCCAUGCUAGAUUAUGCCCAAGCAAAAGCAUAUAACACGUCCAAUUUCCUUUUGCGGACGGGGAUCAUUGCAGGUUCAAGCCUUUCAGAGACAUUGCUACAGCGUCUCAAUGCGGAGUUUCAUCUCAACGGCCUUGCCUACGCUUUUGGAAUGACAGAACUUUCGGCUGUGAGUUUCAUGACGACACCAGUGAGUGUAUCGCUUCUUGAGGACCGCUCGUGUGUGGGCACAACGUUACCGCAUACAUCUGCUGUGAUCGUCGACGAAGAUAUGAAUGCGCUUCCCCCUGGCUCCAGAGGGGAGCUUCUGGUGUCUGGAUAUCUCGUGUUCAAGGAGUACUACCGGAAUCCCGAGAAGAGCAAAGACGCAGUAGUCGUUGAUCCUCAAGGCCGCAGGUGGUUACGAACCGGAGACAUCGUGCAACUGAGUGCUUCUGGCACUGCCAUGGUUGUGGGAAGAUUGAAAGACAUGAUCAAAAGGGGUGGUGAGAAUAUAGCACCUAGUGACGUGGAGAGCGUCCUUGAACUUCACCCCCAAAUAGCCGCAGCCGCUGUGGUGGGCUUGCCGGAUGAGCACUGGGGCGAGACUGUCUGCGCAUUCCUUCAGCGCAAUCAGAACAUCGGCUCACUGACGCCUAAAGAGAGUGGUAACCAAGUCAAAGUGUGGCUGCGAAAACGGAUGGCACCACACAAGAUACCAGAACACAUAAUCUGGCUCGGUGAGGAGGAAGGGGUUCCGAGCAGGUUCCCGGUCAAUGUAAGUGGGAAGGUUCUCAAGACUGAACUCAGCGCUGUUGCAGCGCGACUCAUAACAAGACAUCGGUGA